CAUGAGCUCCCAGCGGUCGCAGCAGGCUCAGAGGUUCCCCGUGGAGGCGGGCGACUGCCGCGGCUCGCCUGCCCCCCCGGGACGGCGGGAGCCGGCGGGCACCGAGCGGCCCGCGGGCAGGCAGCUGUGCCGAUGCUUUGGCAACCACUGCCUGACGCUGCCCAACGUCCCCAUGGACGUGUUCAUAGCCAGGGGGGGACACAGGCGGCCCCGCACCUCCUGAGGACCCGCAGCCAGCCCGGGAGCUGCCCGGGGCACGCACCAGGGAAAGGCCUUCGAAUAAAGGAACGUGUUUCUAGA
Apus apus (common swift) is the source of this 300-nucleotide messenger RNA. RefSeq names its product family with sequence similarity 229 member A (gene FAM229A). The coding region runs from base 2 to 223 and encodes 73 amino acids. Lineage: Eukaryota; Metazoa; Chordata; Aves; Apodiformes; Apodidae. The record is from RefSeq and is a predicted model, not a curated record. The transcript is spliced from 2 exons.